AUGCAGCCUCUCUGCCUUGGUCAUGAAAGGUCUUACUUGUUGCAGUUUAAGGAAAGCUUUGUCAACAAGAAGUCCGCUUCUUCUGAACCGUGGGCUUAUCCCAAGGUUGCAUCCUGGACAUCAGAAGGAAACAACAAUGACUGUUGCUCAUGGGAUGGGGUAGAGUGUGAUGAGUUCACGGGCCAUGUGAUUGGCCUUGACCUCAAUAGUAGCUGUCUCUACGGUUCUAUUAACUCCUCCAGCAGCCUUUUCCAUCUUGUUCAUCUUCAAAGGCUUAAUCUUGCUGACAAUCAUUUUAAAUACUCUCAAAUCCCAUCCACCGUUUCCAAUCUAUCUAAACUAACUCAUCUUGAUCUCUCUUCUUCUGCAUUUGCUAGUCAAAUCCCAUUAGAAGUUUCACAAUUGUCCCAAUUGUCAUCCCUCAAUCUAAGUGGAAAUGCUUAUUUAGAACUCAAGAAGCCUAGUUUGAGAAGUCUAAUUGAAAAUUUAACUUUCCUAGAAAAACUUGAUUUGAGAGAGGUGGAAAUAAUCUCCAUGGUGCCUAAUAUCUUGGCAAAUUUGUCUUUUCUAACCUCACUCAGACUUCGUGACUGCAGAUUGUAUGGGGAAUUUCCAGUUGGCAUCUUCAAGCUUCCGAAUUUGCGAGUUCUUGAUAUGCAGCAGAAUGAAGGUCUCACCGGCCAUUUGCCUGACUUUCAAUCGAGCAGCACCCUCGAGAUAAUGAAUCUCGCAAAAACAAAUUUCUCAGGUAAGCUACCUGCUUCAAUCGGAAACCUUGGGUCUCUGACUACAAUUUUAAUAUGGGGUUGCAACUUCUAUGGGUUAAUUCCAUCUUCACUUGGCAACCUCACGCGUCUAAAUUCUCUGGAUCUUUCAUAUAACACCUAUAAGGGACGCAUUCCAUCUUCCUUUGGAAACCUUGCACAACUUUCUUCUCUUUACCUUACCAGUAAUGAAUUCACUAGCCCAAUUCCAUCUGUGCUUGCAAAUCUGACACAACUAACUGCCUUGAAUCUUGGUGACAACAAGUUUGUAGGCCAGAUUCCAAGCUCGAUCUUUAACCUUACAAAUCUAGAAUUUCUUAGUCUUUCCGAUAACUACUUUAGUGGCACUGUGGAGUUUGACAAGUUUGUAAAGCUCAAAAAGUUAACUACAUUGUAUCUAUCUAACAAUCAAAUAUCAUUACUUGAAAGUGAAGCCAGUGCCAAUAGAACCCAUCAAAAAUUUGUAGGUAUAGGAUUAUCUCGAUGCAACUUGAGUAAGUUCCCGAAUUUCCUAGCAAACCAAAAUGAAUUGGAGUUGCUAAACCUACAAGGCAACAAUAUUCAUGGUCAAGUACCAGAAUGGGUUUGGAACAUGAGUAAAGAAAGUCUAAAGUCUAUCAACCUUUUUGACAACUUUCUUACGGGCCUUGGUCAACAUCCCAUUCUUCUUCCAUGGACCAAUCUGGCCAUUUUAGACCUUUCGUCUAACAAUAUCCAAGGAUCACUUCCAAUUCCAUCACCUUCCACUUUGCAAUACCACGCAUCACACAAUUCAUUCAUUGGAAACAUUUCUGAGUUGAUUUGUAACCUGAGUUCUCUUCAGGUCCUUGAGUUGUCAGAGAACAACUUAAGUGGUCCACUUCCUCAAUGCUUGCACAGUUUUGGUGAUUCUUUGGUCGUAUUGGAUAUCCGAAGGAACAAAUUCGAAGGAAGCAUCCCACAAACUUGGGCAUGUUAG
Messenger RNA from Quercus robur (English oak), 1722 nucleotides. Its product is annotated as receptor-like protein 7. The transcript has a single exon. The record is from RefSeq and is a predicted model, not a curated record. Gene Ontology annotation, molecular function: protein binding. Bases 1 to 1722 code for a protein of 573 amino acids. Lineage: Eukaryota; Viridiplantae; Streptophyta; Magnoliopsida; Fagales; Fagaceae.